AUGGUACCAAAUGAAAACUCAAGCCCUUCCAAGAUGUCUACGUCGGACUCAUUAUUGCAUUCUUCUUCCAAGGGACUUGGAUCUUCGAUCUUUUUUCAAAGCAUUUCUCGAGGUUUAACAUUCGUGUUAAAUCAACUAACGAUUCGAUUCACGAGUCCUCGAGCAUAUGCAUAUUCCUCUAUCCAUUUUGAAAUAUUGAGAAGCACAAUAUUGUUUGUAAGUAGGGAAUCGGUUCGUCUUGCUAUGCAACGUAUGCCUUCUCAAGAAAACUGCAUUGAAGAUACAACGAAAUUACCAAUCCCCGACUCCAAGUACCGUUCUGGAAGACUACAACUUGUUAAGAAUGCUUCUUUAAUCUCUGUUUAUGCUGGCGUAAUUGUUUCCACUCUCGUGGCCCUAUUUUAUUUAUAUGCUAUGCCAAUGUUUCCCUACAAGACUACCUGUAUAUUAUUGUACUCUUUUGCCGGCUUACUCUACCUCCUUUCGGAGCCCUAUUAUCAAAUCCUGCAUUGGAGACGACAAUAUUCCCCCACUGCCUCUGCUGAGGGUCUAGGAAUCAUUUCCAAUACAGUAACCUCGUUCUUUAUCUUCCUUCUUUUUCAAAAUAAAAACCUUUCCGUUCUCCCGUUCGCUCUGGGAACACUUAUGGAAUCUGUCGUUAAUUUUGUCGCUUUAUAUUCAGUUGCCAAUGCAAAGUCACUAUUCAUUUUCCCUCGACGAGUAUUGCAUGAAGGGAAAUUGAUUUAUUGGGAGGAGUCUUUCCUCGGUGUCAUUUCUUCGCAUACGUUUCAUCUCCUACUCAAGCAUUUAAUGACAAAAGGCGACAAGAUAAUGAUUGCUUGGUACGCUGCACCUUCAGUACAAGGUCCCUACGCGUUAGCAUCAAAUUACGGGUCUUUGAUUGCCAGAAUCUUGUUUCGUCCGUUAGAGGAGCAUUCUCGAAUUGUGUUUGCUCAAUUGACACAUUCACCUGAAAAAGAGGACCAAAGAAAAGCAACUGUUCUUCUUCUUUGGAUUUUAAAGUUAUAUUAUUAUCUUUCUAUGUUUGUCAUUUUUGGGUAUAACUAUUCAACUAUUGUUUUAAAAUUUGGAGCUGGUAAGCAGUGGACCUCCGAUGAAAGCGCUAGUGUUCUAUCUUGGUAUGCGUUUUACAUCCCCUUUAUGGCCGUGAAUGGCGUUUUGGAAGCUUUUUUCGUAUCUACGGCCAGUUCUUUCCAACUCCUGAGUCAAAGUAGAUGCUUUUUACUUUCUACCAUCUUGUAUUUUGUAAGCGGGAAAGUGUUUUUAGAUUGGUUAUCUUUAGGAGCUCACGGACUUGUUUUGGCCAACAUCUCCAAUCUUACAAUUCGUAUCUUAUUUGUCGUUCAUUUUGUUCAUAAAAACUUUCCUUUCCUCAGAUUCUCCAAGUCCAUGCCGGGGUCAUUGAUUACCCUUAUGGCUGGUUUGCUUUCAAUCGUUAGCAAAACUCUUCUUCAUCAAUUUGAAAAUCACAGUAUUGGAUUACUUUUGUUUGUCGCAUCCGCACCCACUUUAGCAAUAAUCUAUGCCGUUGCUAUACUUAUACUGGACAAAGAUAUUUCUACAUUUAUUAUGUCACGACUAAAAAAACCUCAUAGAGACUAA
Molecule: messenger RNA, 1623 nt
Organism: Schizosaccharomyces osmophilus
Lineage: Eukaryota; Fungi; Ascomycota; Schizosaccharomycetes; Schizosaccharomycetales; Schizosaccharomycetaceae
Gene: rft1
Product: ER GPI biosynthesis protein Rft1
Exons: 1
Coding region: 1-1623 (540 amino acids)
Biological process (GO): glycolipid translocation; dolichol-linked oligosaccharide biosynthetic process
Cellular component (GO): endoplasmic reticulum membrane
Source: RefSeq, a predicted model, not a curated record